Molecule: messenger RNA, 645 nt
Organism: Echinostoma caproni
Lineage: Eukaryota; Metazoa; Platyhelminthes; Trematoda; Plagiorchiida; Echinostomatidae
Source: the annotation of a GenBank genome assembly
AUGGGACCAACAGUGGCCUGCUCAGUCCCGGAGAAGUACAAUGUUGGAGACAACUUCCAGCGGUGGGAGAAGCAAGCGAAAAUAUAUCUUGAGAAUUUUCUACCUGAACGUCAUCCCAAUUUGGUGUUAUCUUUACUCGGUGGAGAGGCAUUCGAUGUAGUGACCGAGGCGGACUGCAUGAAGGGAGGCGUCAUAGCAGAAAAAUUUGCGUGCCCUCGACGGUUAUUAGAUUCACCCCUGCUGCCCAUGGAAUAUAAGAAGCAAUUCAACGCACGGCACCAAUACGACGGCGAGGGCGCGCAAAGUUUUGUUCGAGAAUUGCGCCGUCUGGCCAGCAGAGCAUGCGAAAAUGAUUGGCCUUUGGAAUUGGAGAGGUUGCUGGAACAACUAGUCGAUGGGUCCAGAAUCAAUAACGUACGACGGCAUCUGCUCUUGCACCUACUAGCGGACUUGGACAUGGCUGUCAAACGUGUAGAAGAUAUGGAGAAGCCGGAGGCGGCCACAGCAGCACCCCGAGAAUGCCUAGCAGUGGGACACUAUGGGGCACGAGAAGUCGGACACCAAGCGUGGCAGAGGCCGAGGAAGGCGACGACCGUGGCGGCCCAACUAUCAGUUCCAGCACGGACCACCAGCCCGUUGGCAUAA